GAAUGCAGGCGGAUGGACGAACUGACACGAUUAUUUUAUAGUUUCUAUUUAUAACGUACGAAAUAUUAUAAUUAGUGGGUUUUCGGCAUGUUCAACCACACGAGCAGCUCUUUCAAGGUGACCUCUAACUACUCUCGGGAUCCCGAUGUGAAAAAAGUAAAUCGCAGGAGAGGCAUGUGGGGCGGCGGCGCGCAAUGCGUGCACGCCUCGCUCCCCCGCGCCCGCGCGCAGCCCCCGCCGCAGCCCGCGCCCACGCUCAGCGGCGCCAUCGCCAGCCGCCGCCCGCCCAGACCUACUCCUCCAUCACCGACCCUGGUGGCGCAGAUCGACUCGUCGGUCGCGUGUCUAUGGCUGUUGACGCCUCUGUCAGCGGGAACCGCGGUCGCCGCUGUGCUCAUCGCUGUCACAACCAACAACUGGCUCCACACGCAGGAGAAUAUCCUGAACCCAGCGUUCAAUGGAACGGGGAAGCACGAGUUGGUCGCUAAACACACGGUCUCGGGCCUGUGGAGGAUAUGUCAUACGGAUCCCGGCAGCACGGAGUUCCGAUGUUGGGACAUCCCGUAUUUCCCGCUGUCGCAGUACGCGCCAGACGCCAGCGACUCAACUAAUGCGAUACCCUACGUAGUCACAAGAUCAGCAGCUCCGUUGCUGUUGGCGGUGGUGACGCAGGCGGUCGGGGCGCUCUGCUGUGUCCUGGGACACUGCGUGAAGGGAAGAAGGCUGUGCACUUUCAUUGCUGGGGUCCUUUUUAUUAUAUCUGGUCUCAUUAUGCUGACCGGGAUAGUCAUGUACAUAUCGGUAUUUAAGUCACAAGUGGGUCACAAGUUGCGGUAUAUGGCCUUUUUCGACACGCCCCGGAUGUCGUAUAGCUACGGGUACUCCUUCGGUCUAUACAUCGGUGGCUUCGUGGCCGCGGAGCUCGCAGGGACUUCGGCCAUCUUCCUCUUCCUUCAGUGGUACCAGAAAGACUGGAUAACUGAGUUAUCCGAUAAGGCCAAAUCGGACUGCCGCGCUUGGGACAGAGAGUACGCCUUCACGGAUUUCAGAGAGAGAGAUUCGACGCUCCUGGAGAGGAGGAUAAUGAAACGGGACACAUAUCCACCAGCGGGCUCCUCGGCUGCCACACCCAACGAGAGACGGAGAUUCGUGUAUGACGACAUGCCGCACUGCUCGAUCCAUAAAAACCGCCGAAUAAACCUGAGCUCCGCCUCACUGAAAGACCUUUCCUCCUCCACUUUAUACGGUUUCCCGGCGGCGCCUCGACCGACGGCCUGCGAUAACUACUUUGAGGAGUUCAAGGAGGUCCCUCAGAGCGCGAAUACGCUGAGCGGUCUACGGAGCGCGUCGAUAUUCCAGUCCCAGGCUUCAGUCGCUAGCGGGAGAUUCCUGGAUACAUCAGCGGUAGAACCUCCUCCUUCCAGGGAAGAGGAGCUGGUGACCUUCGGAGCGGGGGCCCGCGCGAUUCAGACGGACGAUAAGCCCUCACGACACGACAGGGCCGUCGGCACCGAUCCCUACAGAAGGACGACCCCCGUCUGAUUCCUACCAAAGGGUCCCGUCCCUAAAGCAUAUCGAUGAGUGUUUGUGGAAACGUGGCGAUGUUGUUAUCCUUGACGUUAUCAAAUGUUUACAGGUGGUUCGGUGUACAAGCGUAUAGACUUGAGUCUCGACCCUCCCUCUAACAAACACUGCCAGUCGUGUAACGUAUUUUAAUUCAUGUUUUAGAAUCUCCCAGAAAAUUGAUAUUGUGAAUGGAGUGGAUGAUAAUUUAAGGAAUUAUAAAGUUUUUAAAACCAUUGUUUCUAAAUGAGAAGUAGAUUUUUAUAUUAUAUUAUGUUUUAUCGUUAUUAUGGAUUCACAAAUCGUAUGGUUACCUUUAUUUGUUGUA
Messenger RNA from Aricia agestis (brown argus), 1891 nucleotides. RefSeq names its product voltage-dependent calcium channel gamma-7 subunit (gene stg1). Gene Ontology annotation, biological process: postsynaptic neurotransmitter receptor diffusion trapping; neurotransmitter receptor internalization; positive regulation of synaptic transmission, glutamatergic. The coding region runs from base 88 to 1542 and encodes 484 amino acids. The record is from RefSeq and is a predicted model, not a curated record. Lineage: Eukaryota; Metazoa; Arthropoda; Insecta; Lepidoptera; Lycaenidae. The transcript has 6 exons. Gene Ontology annotation, cellular component: AMPA glutamate receptor complex; postsynaptic density membrane. Gene Ontology annotation, molecular function: channel regulator activity; voltage-gated calcium channel activity.